Molecule: messenger RNA, 2259 nt
Organism: Culex pipiens pallens (northern house mosquito)
Lineage: Eukaryota; Metazoa; Arthropoda; Insecta; Diptera; Culicidae
Gene: GCC88
Product: GRIP and coiled-coil domain-containing protein 1
Exons: 2
Coding region: 160-2172 (670 amino acids)
Cellular component (GO): Golgi apparatus
Source: RefSeq, a predicted model, not a curated record
AAUAAUAAUGUUGUUGCGUGUACAAAAAUAGUGCAAAAUUUUACGGUCCACUUUUUUAAACUAAAUUAGACCGUAAAAACUUAUCGAAAGUUUGAGAAUGUGCUGUAAUACAUUGAGUUAUUAUUUCUGCUAAACAUUCCUUCCAACGAGCGUGGCAAAAUGGAACGCCAAGACCUGGAAGCCGUCGUCAACUCCCAAAAAGAGCAACUUUCGCGCUACGAAAAACGCCUUAAAGACGUGGUCACCGCGUACAAGGGCCUUCUGAAGGAAAAAACUGCCCUCGAGUCCAGUUUGGCCGCGUUCACCGGCAGCGGAAAGGAUGUCGCCACCGAUUCGUCCGCAACUUCCGGCCAAGUGUCCUCCUCCUCUCAGCAACAGCAGUCGGUGGCUGGUGAUGGUGGGGACGAUGCCCUGCGGGAGCAGGUCGCAACGCUGAUGAACUCGCUCGCGACGCUAACGGCGGAAAAGGGACGGAUGGAGAGCUCGUUUAAAAGUGACCGGAAGCAGCUGCGGGACGUGAUUGCGGAGAAGGAGGGCGCGAUCCGGGACUUGGAGCAGCAGAUUAAGGGUUUGAACUACACGAUAAAGACGGAUUUGGAGAACUGCAAGAGCAAGUUGAAGCAGGACCGCGAGGAGGAAUGUAACGGCCAGUUGGUGAUGAUUUGUGAGUUGCAGAAGCAGUUGCUGGACGAGCGGCACUUGAACGAAACGCUGGAGAUGCAGCUGCGCGAUUUGAAGAUUCAGUUUAACCAGAAACAUUCCGACAGGCGGGUCAACGAGAUGCCACAGGCGGAGUCCGAGAGGGUCCGGCAGCAUUCGGAGCUGCUCGAGAGCUCGAAGAAGGAGAAUGCGGCGUUGUCGUCGUUGUUGCAUCAAUUUCAGGGAGAAAUUGAGAAUCUUAAGCGGCAGCACGCGGCUGCGAUCCGUUCGGAGCAGAAACGAGUUCUGGUGGCGGAGGAACGCAGCAAGAAGCUCGAGCAGGUGCACGAGGAACGGGUUGCCAAUUUGGAGGCCCGGCUGGCCGAACUUAGCGAGGUUGUCGGCACGUACGACCGGCUUCGGCAGCAAGAUCAGGACAGUAUUUGCAAGUUGAAGGACAAGCUUUCGAAGAUUGCGGUUGAGAGCAAUGCAGGUGGGACGAGGCGGAUCAGCCAGGAGAGUAACGUCGAGCGGAUCGUGGAGGAGAUUGGGUACAUGAAGAACUUGCUGCUGGCGGAGAAUGCGAAGCUGGAGAAUCCGUUGGAUUUGUCGAGUUUGUUCACGGUGCACGUGGAGGAGAGUGUCGUACCGGCGCAGAGUACGAGUUUGGAGGAUUUUAGGAGCUUGGAAAGGAAUUUUGAGGCUUGUUUGAAGGAGAACGAGGUGUUGAAGGCAAACAUUCAGAUUCACAAGACCAACACGAAGACGCUGCAGGAGAAGAUCAAAGUGCUGAACGCGAACAUUGACGAUCUGGAGGUGGAGUAUAAAAACAAGCUGAUCGAGCAUAACAACGCGAUCAAGACGGAGAAGGUUCGCACGCAGGAGCUAAUCACGGCGCUCGAAUCCGACUUCAAGUCCAAACUGUCCCAGUUGGAGCAGCAGCUCAAGAAGCAACGCGAACGAUCACUUCAACUGCUCGAGGAAAAGGAGGAAGAGAUCAAGUCCCUCCGAACGUCAUUCGACAUCCUAAUGCACGAUUCCAGCGGCCAACAGCAGCAACAUUCCAACGGUUCCGACCCGGACCACCUCGUCGACAACCUCCCAAUCGCCCUCUCCAAAAAGAUCAACGCCCUCAACUCGGUCUUCAAAACGGACGCCGCCUCGAACCCCGAAACGCAUCACAUCCUGCACUACGCCCACGAGCUGGCCCGCAAGGAGAUCGAAAUAACCGCCCUCAGGACCGCCAAAAACAACGCCGAAGCGGCGCUCCGCCAGGCCCUGCACGACAAGAUCGCGUCCCAGGAGGAACUGCACGAUCGGAUCGCCCAGCUGGACGAGCAAAUCGAUCGGCUCGAGCGCUGCAAGUCCCGCGAAGGCGCCAACCUGGAGUAUCUGAAGAACGUGGUGUUGAGCUUCCUGACGUCGCAGGACGCCGACGGGAAGAAGCACAUGAUCAACGCGAUCGCGGCCGUGUUAAAGUUUAGCGCGGCCGAGAUGGCGUCGAUUGUGACGGUGGACGGGGGGAAGCGGUAGACGCGGGACCAGGAGGGAAUAAUAACUGAGGACAGUGUCGUGUGUGUGCGUGACGAAGAGGUUUAAAUUAUAGCAUGUUAUGUCGUA